Messenger RNA from Amoebophrya sp. A25, 8734 nucleotides. The record is from the annotation of a GenBank genome assembly. NCBI's taxonomy places the organism in Eukaryota, Dinophyceae, Syndiniales, Amoebophryaceae.
GGAGAAUAAAACUUUAGAAACGUUGCUUGUGUGGGUCUGCCCUAGUAGUCGGGUUUCAGCUUGACGUUAGCAUCACACGCCUCCGGUGGCUUGUUGUGUUCAGCAUUUAUUACUCCUGUUGUGCUUCAUGAUCUGGUUUUUGCAACCCUAUUGAUUUGUUCUUGUCUUACUGGCUUGCUGAUUGCUGUGUUGUUUUUGAUACAUCUAACUUGGAUCUCGUCCAGCAUUUACGUCAUCAACUACGUAUCACAACCGAAUUGUUACAAAUUGUUGCGACGUAUGUCUUCCAGUAACUUGCUCGACUGGAUGCGGAUACGACGUCGAUUUUGAGGACUCUGGAAGUGUACGCGCUCGCCUCUCGACGUCUGUUUCUUGCCUCAGGCGGCUACAACUUUCUACCGCACUAUUAUAAUACUCUACUAACUUCUGCAGUUCUUGUACCUGUUCCUCUUUCUGGUUGUACGGAUCCGGAAAGAUGUUGUCCCUCGAAGAGAAUUACAAGUACGUCGCAAAGAUCGAUGGUCAGAUCCGGGAGCGGGAGGAGCAAUGCAAAAGCCUAACGGGGAAGAAGUUUCUGCGGCAACGGCAAAAUUUGCAGGACGAGAUCGCGAAACUGAAAGAUGGACCACAGUACAAAGUUGCCCUCAAGGCGGUCCAAGCGGAUACUGCGGCUAAAGGCUUGCUUCAAGUGGAUGCGGGUAAAACCUCGAAGAGUUGUCCUGAACAAGGCAGUGGAGGGGCACAGGAAAAAGCCGGACCGGCCAAAGCCAAUGGAGGUGCCUCAAAAGCCGGAGGCGCAGAGCAAUCGUCUACUGUAGUGAAAAACGACGCUCCAGUCAUAGCAGCUGGUCUAGAAGAUGUCGUUGCCAAAGUAAUUUGUAUUUCAUUUUUCAUUUAGCUGUCACUGUGAUCCCGGACCCGAACAUGCACGUCAAGUUCAGAAAUCAGGUUGAUCAUUAAUAGUGGGGAGUAGUUUCCAAUUCGUAUGAUAGUGUGGUUAGUCACUUCUAGCUUGCUCAUCGUAAUGACGUUUCAAUUCAUUGGACUCAAGUAAUUUUCCGCAUGCAAAAGGUACGUAUGCACCGUAGACAUAGAGACUACCAUAUGGUUACGGAGAUAUGUACUUCAUCGGCCCUGUAGUUCAUGGUCGUCUCGCCCGCGUAGAGGUUCGUCGUAUUUGAACCGCGACAUGAUUGACAGUACAACCAGGUUCAGAAAAUCCUCGACACGGGAUCGAAGAAGGACUUGGAAACUCUUGGGCCUAUGGCCCGGUCAGUGAUGGAGCGCGAUCUCACCCUUGCUCUGGCUCAGAAACUUCAGAUCGCGCUCAACACUAAAAAGCCGCCGCACACUAUUCCGAAUGCGAUCUCCGUCUGCGAGCAGCUGCGUUUCUGCAGUUCCUUGCUUGCAUACCUAUACUUGGAUUUGCUCGCUCUGUCGCAUGAAGGAAAACUGGCAAAGCAGAUCACGGAUUGUCUCAAGGGUGCCUUGACGCACGCUUCAGGCAACUCCUUGCCAGUGUUUUUACCGAUCAUCCUGGGCGCUAUCCAAAAACCACCAGGGAGCAAAUGGAAAAUCAAGGUACUGCGAAUUCUAACCCCUCGCUUUUGUCAGCUCGUGGAUGAAAACAGCUUUUUUUUCGGCGGCCGAUGACAACCACAAGUACAUACGAGGACACCGUCAAAAAAUGAUCUUGCAAGGACCUGACGAGUAGUACAAGAUGAAUUUAUUGUGGCAUUGGCAAAUCUUUCAUUUUAGGUCGUUGCUCUGGAGCUGUGCAACAGCGUCUUAGACCUACUCCGGGAACACUGUCCGAAGCAGAUGAGCCAUUUUCUGCCGCAAAUCGUUCCCGUUCUACGCGCCGCGGUCGCGGAGGUGCGCGGGGAGAUUAAGGAGCAGGCGGCCAAAAUUUUGACGCAUGUUGGAUCUUUGGUAACGUGUCCCGAAAUCAGAGGAAUCUCGCAGGAACUUAUCGCCUGUUUGGUCGAUUUUGGGAACAUGAAGCUGGCUAACGAAACACUGUACAAGAUAGCAAAUACGACGUUUCUCCACUACGUCGACGCAGCUUCCUUUGCGUUGCUCUUUCCAAUUGUGCAUAGGGCUAUGAAGGAACGGCAACAUGAUUCCAAGAAAAACGGCAUCCAAAUCGUGGGAGCCGCGGUGGUUCUGAUUCAGCACCCGGAUAUCUUAACAGGUUAUUUGCCGAUGCUGCUGCCGUCGGUAUUUAGAGUUUGGAAUUCGAAUUCCUACUUUGGGUUUAUACUCACACUGUGUCUGUCACUGUCUACAUCAACUUGGCCAGCGCGGCACCAGCAGCUAGAACGAUGAAAACGAUGACCUAUUUCACACACGUUUCCAAAACUGUAUUUGCAAAACGAUUCUACACUCACAACUGCUCUCAAAAAUACCAAAUUGACAUUUUAGCUUGAGGAGCUUACAGUGGAUCCGACAUUCGAAAUCCAGCGAGAAGCCGCAAAAGCGUUUGGAACUUUGAGCAAACACCUCCCGGACUUGCUACAAACCAGAAUAUUGCCAUGGUUGCUUUCAUUAUGGGAACGGUGAUUUUCAACAGAUGCACUCCACUUAUCAGCAUGAUUUUUCGUCUCGUCAACAUCUACUUUCGAUUUUUUCAUCUUGUAUGUUCACCAAAUUUUUGCGGUAUCAGCACUACUUCUGGUAUGGGUAUGCUGUAUUGCUUUUCUUGUCCUUCCCAUAAUCUCCUCAUCUCACGACUCUUUUGUUUCUAAGACGAAAUCUCGAGUCCGACGACGCAGAUCCACAUCAAGCUAUGAAUGAUCGCACUGGUGCUGGCCACUCUCUUGCCGAAGUGUUGAAUCAGGUGCCCAAAUUGUUGCCCAGCGUCUUCUAUCAUACGCUGGUGCCGCGGCUUCUCUCCGGUACGCCUGUCCAACGCAAUGGUGCAUUGUGGGCCGUGUCUUUUUUGUGCAAAGUUGACGCCUUCGGAAACAGGCUCUUCGCGGAACAGUGUUGGCCUGCGGUGCUGUUGAACUUGACGCAUGAGGACCCCCUGGCUUUUGAGCGGGCUGCUCAAGCGGGGCGCGACAUGGUGCAGGAGUUUUUAAGACCGUAGUUGUGCGUUUUUUUAGUAUUGGAUUGAUAGAGGUGAAGCGUCAACAAGUACCGGCUUAUCCAGGGAAUAACUGUUCUGUGAUUUAUCGUUUUUAUAGAAGUUUUAAUCAACAGGAACAGUCGGGAAAAAGCUAGACUAGCGGGUAGAAUUCGCCAGGGAAAUCUUAGGCAGAUUGCCGAGUAGAUUCGUAUCAUCAGAGGAGUUUUAACACUAGAGAAAAAAAUCAAUCGGAAUCGUACUUCAUACUCUUUGUCAUUAUUAUAGAUACAUAGAAGUUGUAAUACUAGAGAAAAAAUCAGCGUACUUCCUACUCGAAGUUGUGGAGGCACCAAAGCGCCCGCGUUGCUGCCACCACUGGCGGAAGCGGUCCUUACAUUUGAGUGCGUCGCUAAAGCAAGAGAAUCGGCAAUGGACCUCUUUACAGAGCUCACCGAAAAUUAAGGCUUGCAACAUAAACUUCUCGUCUUGUGGCGGUAUGGUUUGUAGUCUUAUUCUUCAUGCUAGCGAGUGCUCCUCGCUUGUUUUUAAACCCACAUAGUGCAGUUGAUCAUCGUUCCGGAUCAUGACUUGCCCUUCUAAUAUCCAGUGUCCGAGAUGAAGAAGUAUGGUCAGGAUUAUCUGAGUAUGUCCUCGGCGCCGCUGCGAUUGCGACAUCAGUUAGUCCUUCUCUUGCAGAUCGGGAGAGCAGAUGAAGACCCGGCUGUUCGCCGGCAGUGCGGUUUGCUAUGGAAAGAAGGGAUCCAGAGCGGGCAAAAGGCGAAAAGGGAAACGCUUCAUGUCCUUCUGGCAACUCUGAAGAGCAUGGAGAACAGCGCAUCAGAGAACAAGCGCAAUGGAGCGAAACGCUGCAUGGCAGAGACGCUGGCAGACAGCGAGAACGGGGAAAAAGCGAAAGAGCUGUUGGAUGGUGGCAGCAUCUCUGAGGUACAGAUUCGUUUUUGAGUACCACGACCUGUAGUUGUUGUACCACUACCGGAAAUGCCGACUGUGAUAAAAAUUAUCCUAGUUCUAUUUCAUCUGGUUCCAACUGCGCCUACUGCAGCUCCUUCUUCACAGUACGAAAUCAUCCACUAUUAACUUGUAGGAGGUCCUCGACGCGUAGCUGAUUUUAUUUCACUAACUCCUUGACCUUGUCGUUGUCUUUCCCAUCAUCUUUAUCUCACAUCAUCUCUGUCUUUCAGGCCGAUUCCGUCUUCAUCGACAUUCCCUGGACGGAGUUAGCGACGUACAGGCUUCCAGAGAUUGGCUCGAUUGCGACUUCGGAAGCAGUGCUGAACUCUUUGCCGCGGCGACCGACCCAAGACUGCCUGGCUUCACAGGCCGGUCGUGUGUUCGACGAAUGCAGCACACUUUCGCAACUUUUCGAUGCCAAUUUGCUGCGGCCCUUCGUUCGAACUCUGAUGCUCAGCUGCAUCAUGGAGACGCUGGACCCGGCCAAAGCGCUGUCUGCGGUCGAGAAUGAGCCUAUCUUCCAAGGCUUGCUGACCUCGUCGAAGUGGAACAACGCUGGCGAAUUGCUGAAAUCCGCGUUAGUCGGUUUUGAGGACGAUGGAAGCGGGAACGACCUUGGGGAAGACUUGAUUUGCCGGGUGGACAAUCUGAUGUUGAUGUACGGUGGCGGCCAUCUCCUUCUCAAAGACACAAUGUUUGAACUGCGAAAAGGCCAUAGAUACGGUGUGGUUGGCCGCAACGGUGCGGGAAAAACGACGCUGAUGAACCUAAUCGCUAACGGUGGGGUCAGCCAGAUUCCGAAACACUUGACAUUAAGACUGGAGUUUUCUCCUUGAUACAAUGCACGGAGAUAGCGAUGAGAAAGAAAUCCGGCGGGAUCGUACGCGUCGCCCGGAGCGCAUCAAAACAAACAGACAAAGCACAUCCGAACGAAGGUAGCGUCAACAUGCAAUCAUGGGCGGUCCAUUAUCUCUUUCGACUUCCUUUGAUAUCACGUACUUAUUCGUUUCAACAUCUUCUAGCAGAAGAUGGUAUUAUUGUCUUUUACCUCCAGGACAUCCACUGUCUCUCGAUCCUCUUCUAAUUUGCUGCGUGCACGUGAAGCCCGAGGUGUUGCAGGAUUUUCUCGAGAUCAGCUGCGUGUCUUUCAUCAAAAAUGAGCAUCCGGACGCUUCAAAAGAGAAGUUGGCGGAGUCGUUGAAGGCGGUCCAUUUUCCCCAGGACAUGUGGAAUGUGGCAAUUGGCGAAUUAUCAGGUGGCUGGCGGAUGCGCCUGCUUAUUGCCAAUUCUAUGAUGAAGCAAGCAGACGUGCUCUUGCUUGACGAACCUACGAAUCACCUGGACGUGACAGCGGUGCAGUGGCUCUGCGACUACCUUGUCGGCCUCGAUCAGACGGCGAUUAUGGUCAUUUCUCACGACCCCCUAUUUUUGAAUCGCGUCUGUACGAAGAUCAUCAAUUACGCGAACGAGAAACUCGUGUACUACGACGGCAAUUUCGAUGCCUUCAAGACGCAACUGAAUUUGAACGAUGCGGAUGCGGAAGAGCUCUUAGCUGGUCAGAUCGAAGUCGGUGGAGGCGCUGGAACACCAGCAAACACUGAUGCGACAGUCGACCAAAAUGGAGACACGUCCAUCAAUCUGACCAGAGUUGGCAGUAUCGGGGCAACGACUGAACCGGCGUCGUCGCCGGGACACGGUGGCCGUUUGGACGAUCCAGGCCUGUCAAGUACGUCAACAGUGGCAUCAAGUUCAAACAUUAUGGAGCAUGAUCAAUCGACAUCGGUCUCGAUGUCAGCGUUUGCUCUUCUUCGUGGUGCUCUUUUUUUCAUUGGUUGUAAGUUUAUAGUUCAAUAUGUUUUUGGGUCCCAACGCAAGAACUACAAGAUAUUGGUAGAAUCAUCACCGAAAACUAGUAGUUACAAGCUGGCUUGGUUUUGGUAUCACUAUCACUUGUAGUUGUUCUAAGCAAAACAGGCCUGCCGAGUCGACAGCCGCAGACGGAAUUGGAGGUAUCGGGCCAGAGCGCACUAAUUCCGUGACUUCCAGAGGUGAUCAAGGACAGGAGCAGGGAGGCGGAGCGUCCUCGAGUUCAGGUGCACCGGAUCGAAAAGCGAAGAUAAUCUUUCCGAUUCCAGGCAAGGUGCAAGGGCUGACGUCGCUGGCGAAACCCGUUAUCGAGAUCAAAGAUCUGCGAUUCGCUUACAACGAAGAAAAGGGUGAGGUCCUCAAAGGCAUCACCGCAAAAGUCACGAUGAACAGCAGAAUCGCGAUACGAGGUAUCCAGGAACGCAAACAUUUAGAAGUCACCACCUCAAUUCAUCAGCUUCGAAUCCUAUUUCGAUCACGAGACUGGUGAUACAAAGACAAAGAUAAGCCGGAUAUUAAACAAGUGGAUAUUUUUGUCAGUUCUGCGAUCAUGAAAAUGACAGGGGAUGGUAGAGCUAGAGAUUUUCAUACUUCACCCUGCAGGUAAAAACGGAGCGGGUAAGAGUACGUUGAUGAAUUUGAUUUGUGGAGAGAUUCACCCAGGCGCGUCAGCAAUUCCGCAGAACGGCACUUCCAACAAGCAUCGUAAUUGCAGAUUAGCGUACCUUGCGCAGCACCACAUGUUCCACUUGCAGGAAUUCAUGAAUACCUCGCCUUACUUAUGGCUCCCGCUUUUGAGAGAGAGUCUCAAGGAGAUAGGGGUUAACGUGGAGAAUCUUCCACGCUUUAGUCGUAAUUGCAGGUCUGUGAGCCUGACCCUGAGUACAGCUAAAUCUCUACCUAAAGUGAAAACGCUUUGCUGUUGUUGGAACCUUCUCGGGUUGCAAUGGUAGUUUUGCUCGUUGAGAAAAACAGAUUGUUUCUCCAUUGGCAGUGGUCUAUCGUCUAAUACUGAUAUACAUCCAGAAGCGCUUUGCGAAUGGGUAUGAUCAAGCUUACCAGGACCGCUUGAAACUACCCCGUAGCCCCGAAGAAGCCGCAGACCGCAAAGAGAGGGGUCGCAAGCACGGGAAAUACGGAAAUAUGGUUGGGGACAUUGUCGGUCGUCAACUUCGAGGCAAAGAAAUUUUGUACUACCUAUUGGAAUUGUUGAUGAUGAAGAUUUUAUUCUUUUCCGUUCCUACUGUAAUCAUGCUCCUGCUCAUCUACUAUGAUCAUGAUCACGAUUAAAGAUUCUUGAAAUGUUGUCAAAAGCGGGGAUCAAGAUCAUAGGUCCUCGGUUUUUUUAGGCUACUUGAAAAUAAUACUAAUAUGUUUAACGUUGACGGCUGACCACGACAUUGAGAUUGACGUCAUCUACUCAACAGUUACGAAAUCCGAUGGGAGGGUCUUGACGAUGCGAAGCAAAACACAUGGGAGAGCAUGGAGAAACUGCGUCUUCUUGGUGUAGAGAGUUACGCAUUGGCGUAUGACGACAGAAUGGCGGCACAAACGGCGCAAAUCGACCAACGCCCGCUCUCGGCUCGCGAGAUCGUGAAGCACUUCGAACAGUAUUUUCCUGCAUUUUUAGCAUGACUAGAUUGAUUCGUCAGGCUCAAUGUUGACAUCACAAUGCGAAGGAAAGGACUGUACAGAUCAUGAAAUAUCGCUUGGACUUCGUUCAGUUUUUUGGUAAGAACAUCAAAUUCAAUGGUCGAAUGAAUCGUCACUUCGUUCCUUCAGAAUGAACCUUCGUAGUGCAGAUUUAAACACUUCCUGGCAAUGUCAUAGGAUCUUCACCUAAGGUUCGGAUUAACCGAAGAGCUGGUGCUGAAUCGAAAUAUCGGCAUGUUUUCGGCUGGACAGAAAUCGAAGGUCACGCUAGGAGCCGCCUUUUGGACCAAACCACACGUCAUCGCGCUCGACGAACCUACAAACUACAUCGAUAUGGAGACCCUUGAUUCGCUGAUAAUGGCACUGCAGCGGUUUAAAGGUGGCGUCAUCUGCAUCUCCCAUAGCAACGAGUUCGUCAAAAAAGUCUGCGCAGAACAGUGGAUGCUAGUCGAUGGCAUGAUCACCGCAUCCAAAGGCGUUGAGGACCUACAAAUCGACCCGAAUGAAAUGAAGUAGGAGGCGAGCCGCACCGCCAGACUUAGACUGACUCUCCUACAGCGUGGUCGUGGUCCGGCUUUUCCUUUUAACGGAUCAGGUCAAUUACAAGGCAUAUAUUAUUCACCUCCUUCUUGUAUAAAUUUUCAGAAAUAGCAGCACCAAUUGAUGCAUUUUUUCACACGCGGGCGUACUUGAUAUAUCUAGAAACCGAAGGAGAUAUUCGAUGACGAUGAAAAGUUUUUAUCGACCCGUGUGCCUGAAUAUGUAGCUGUGCAGGAGCAGUUCACAAUCAUUGGAAGUAGUACUACUUAAUACUUGAUACAGCGUUGUUGUUGUUCUUGCUCUAAGAAAGUAAGCACCUGAAAAUAUAGUGUCCAAAAAGACAUCAUGCAGAUAGAGGAAUCAGAUUGCUCGGAGUUACCUGUUGCUAACGCUGAAUCAGGAGUCAGUAUGUAGUAAGGUAAAUUAAGACUCACGAAGUAAGCUAUUAUGCUACCCCAAGAAAGUCAUAUUCACGACCGCAGCAUAAUUGUGCUUCUUCAUGCUUAUGGCGGGAGUCAAGACUGAUCCACUUUUCCAUCUCUCAUUCGUGUGAAAAGAUUUAAUAGGCGCUGAGCACCAUGGACAUGUUCCAUUUUAGUGCUUAAUAACCGAGGCUUUAUGUUGCGCACGAUU